CAACCAACCGGUAAGGCUCGACCACACUCCUUCCCUCUCUGCCUUCUACCAUCAGGCUCAGAUUACCCUCGACAACGACAAGAACGACUGGCUUCCUGACUCAUCUGCGCCGAGUACCAGUACACAUACUUCAUCCUCCUACGCGCCCCUCACCAUGGCCUUCGCAGCCCACUUGGCCCGCUCGCGGGCUCUCGUAGCCACCGCUCGAGCGACAUCCACUUCCUCCUCUUCGGCCUCCUCUUCUUCCUCAGCUAUGCCUUCACGAUCUUUUGUCACCGCUUCGAAAGCUCCUCGCUUCGUCUCAUCACAGAUCUCGUCGAUGACAAGGAGAAACAUCAGCUCGAACGCACCGAAGGAACAAGCUGCCGCCGCUACUGCCGCCAAGCCAGCCGUAUCACCACGUCCUGAGCCUUCUCCCGCUUUCCAGCAAACACCUUCCCCCCUAGCUAACCGCUCUGCUUCUGCAUUGGACCCUUCCUUUGUGGGCAUGUCGGGGGGUCAGAUCUUUCACGAGAUGAUGCUGCGUCACGGCGUGAGACACAUCUUCGGUUACCCUGGAGGAGCCAUUCUCCCCGUGUUCGACGCCAUCUACAACUCUUCAGAAUUCGACUUCAUCCUCCCGCGCCGAGAAGACGGAGCUGGCCACAUGGCAGAAGGCUACGCUCGAGUCAGUGGCAAGCCUGGCGUUGUCCUGGUGACAAGUGGACCCGGCGCUACAAAUGUCGUGACUCCCAUGCAAGACGCCAUGAGCGAUGGUACGCCCAUGGUCGUCUUCUGUGGUCAGGUUGCCACCUCUGCCAUUGGAUCGGACGCCUUCCAAGAAGCCGACAUGCUCGGCAUCUCUCGCAGCUGCACAAAGUGGAAUGUCAUGGUGAAGGACAUCAGCGAGAUGCCCCGAAGGAUCAAUGAGGCCUUCAAGAUUGCAACGAGCGGUAGGCCAGGCCCCGUUCUCGUGGAUCUGCCCAAGGACGUCACUGCUGGAAUCCUCCGUCAAGCUCUGCCCUUUAGCAGCACUCAGCCCAACACAACUGACCUUCCCAGUCGAGCUGCUGCCAGGCCUCGUAUCCGUGGCGCACUGCGCCAGCAGGCCAAGGGUGACGCUACUUCCCUCACACCGGCCAUGACUGAGGCUGCUCGACUGAUCAGCACCGCCAAGCGUCCGGUCAUCUACGCCGGUCAGGGUAUCUUGUCGACCCCUGAAGGUCCUAAGCUCCUCAAGGAGCUGUCACACCGCGGCCAGAUCCCUGUGACCACUACUCUGCAAGGUUUGGGAGCAUUUGAUGAGCUGGACCCUCUCUCCUUGCACAUGCUGGGUAUGCACGGCUCAGCAUACGCCAAUUUGGCUAUGCAAGAUGCCGAUCUGAUCAUCGCUCUCGGCGCUCGUUUCGAUGACCGAGUGACUGGCCGCGUGGACAAGUUCGCCCCUCACGCCAGGGCUGCUGCGCUGGAAGGUCGCGGUGGUAUCGUACACUUCGAGAUCAUGCCCAAGAACAUCAACAAGGUUGUGCAGGCAACUUGCGCCAUCGAAGGAGACGUCGUCAAGAACCUGGCCAAGGUCCUGCCGUUCAUUGAGGCUGGUCCUUCAAGGAAGGAGUGGCAUCAGACAAUCGACAACUGGAAGAAGCUAUAUCCCUUCACCUACAAGCCCUCUGACCCCUCGAAGGGCGAGCUGAUGAAGCCCCAGGAGGUCAUUGAAGCCCUUGACCAGGCCGUGGCCCAUCGAAAGGAGGACGUCAUCAUUACCACCGGAGUGGGACAGCAUCAGAUGUGGGCCGCACAGCACUACCGAUGGAGGCAUCCUCGCACAUGGGUCUCUUCGGGUGGACUAGGUACCAUGGGUUUCGGAGCCCCCUCUGCUAUCGGAGCCCAGGUGGGCGCGCCAGACAAGAUCGUCAUUGACAUUGAUGGAGAUGCCUCUUUCAGCAUGACAGCAAUGGAGCUGCAAACCGCAACACAAUUCAGCAUCCCUGCCAAGUUCCUCGUCUUGAACAACUCGGGGCAGGGCAUGGUUGUGCAAUGGCAGGACCUCUUCUACGAGGAGCGCUACGCGCACACAAAGCAGAUCAACCCGGACUUCUGCAUGCUCGCAAAGUCCAUGGGAUGCCAUGCGAUCCAUAUUGCGUCAGCCGAGGAGCUGCCGGCCAAGAUGAAGGAGUUCAUCGAGUACGAUGCAGGGCCGGUACUGUGUGAGGUAGUCAUCGAUCAGAAGGAGCACGUCUACCCCAUGGUCCCCGCUGGUAAGGCCCUGCAUGAGCAGGUCCUGCAUCCUUCGUUGAAGAACCAACAUAACGUGAGGAAGUAGACGCCUGCAUAACGUCACCGCUGCAGCUCUUCCACACGAUCCUUUGGAGGGCUACCUUCAGGACGUCUAUCAAAAUGAGGUGGCGGUGGGUAGGCCCUGGCCUGCAGACCGAGCUUGCCCACCUCACCCUUUCCUUGCCUCUGUUUUAAUUCAUGUACUUUUGGCGUGCUUUUUCCUUCUCCACAUCCGUCAUCGCAAUGGCAAUACUUGCUCCGUAGUCCCCAAGGCGUUGCUUCUUUGUGAGUGAGGCGAGGUGGAACGACGGCAAACUUCCUCCUGGCAUGCAUC
This is a messenger RNA of Microstroma glucosiphilum, 2590 nucleotides long. Its product is annotated as putative acetolactate synthase. The coding region runs from base 155 to 2302 and encodes 715 amino acids. The transcript is spliced from 2 exons. Gene Ontology annotation, molecular function: thiamine pyrophosphate binding; acetolactate synthase activity; magnesium ion binding. Gene Ontology annotation, cellular component: mitochondrion; acetolactate synthase complex. Gene Ontology annotation, biological process: L-valine biosynthetic process. The record is from RefSeq and is a predicted model, not a curated record. Lineage: Eukaryota; Fungi; Basidiomycota; Exobasidiomycetes; Microstromatales; Microstromataceae.